Molecule: messenger RNA, 212 nt
Organism: Funneliformis mosseae
Lineage: Eukaryota; Fungi; Glomeromycota; Glomeromycetes; Glomerales; Glomeraceae
Source: the annotation of a GenBank genome assembly
AAUAUAAAGAAGUUAGAAAACUAAAUUUAAUGUCAACAAUAAGCGCUAAUAAGUUACUAAGAUGGAUGGGCAAAUCUAGGGAACGUCUGCAUCCAAGCCUAAGUCAAUACAAAGGAUGCCGCCAGAAAUCGAAGAGUUCAGCCUGUACGGUUCCAUCGUUAUGCCAAUUAAAUGAUAAUUGUAAUCCAAGUAUCAUUGAAUGUAUUGAAUGA